AUGGGCAAGUUCACGAAGAAGAAGGGCUAUGGUGCAAGAAAGAGAAGAGACUUCACCAAAGGCAAUGGCAAUGGAAGGCUUUGCUUCAAAUGCAAGAGCCCCGAUCAUGUGGUGGCCAAUUGUCCACAUCUUGAUGAUGAUGAUGAUGAAAACAACAAUAAGAAGGACAAUAAUGAGAGGAAGGAGAAGAAGUCCAAGAAAAUGAGCUUUAAGAAGAACAAGAAGGGUGGUGGCUAUAUUGUCACGUGGGAUAGUGAUGCCGGUGAUGAUGAAGAUAGUGAUGAUGAGAAGGAGUUGGAGGCCAUGAAGAAGGCUUUCGGUGGUCUGUUCAUCCACCACAACCGACUCAAGCUCAAGUAUGAGUGA
Molecule: messenger RNA, 366 nt
Organism: Sorghum bicolor (sorghum)
Lineage: Eukaryota; Viridiplantae; Streptophyta; Magnoliopsida; Poales; Poaceae
Exons: 2
Coding region: 1-366 (121 amino acids)
Molecular function (GO): zinc ion binding; nucleic acid binding
Source: RefSeq, a predicted model, not a curated record